Dunckerocampus dactyliophorus (ringed pipefish) is the source of this 4244-nucleotide messenger RNA. RefSeq names its product phosphatidate cytidylyltransferase 2-like. The transcript is spliced from 13 exons. Lineage: Eukaryota; Metazoa; Chordata; Actinopteri; Syngnathiformes; Syngnathidae. Gene Ontology annotation, cellular component: endoplasmic reticulum membrane. The record is from RefSeq and is a predicted model, not a curated record. Gene Ontology annotation, molecular function: phosphatidate cytidylyltransferase activity. Bases 106 to 1470 code for a protein of 454 amino acids.
CUACGCCAGUAAUGUAAGGUAAACCUGUGUAAAAAAACAUCGAGUGUACCCUGUGUCGGGGAACCGAGGAGCUCCACUGUUGUCGUUUGGCUGUGGUUUGCUAAGAUGACGGCAGAAUUGAGGCACCGUGGAACCAAAGACACCGAGGAGACGUUACAACAGCAGCUAUCUGAGGACAAGGGUUCAGAUAGUGAGCUGAAGCUAGAAAAAGAUGAAGGGGCGGACAGCCACACCAAGGUGGACUCGGGGGUCCCGGAGGUGCCAGUCCCACCUGAUGACACCCCAGAGGUGUUAAAUAAAGCCUUGUCCGGGCUCUCCUCAAGAUGGAAGAACUGGUGGGUUCGAGGGAUUCUCACUCUGGCCAUGAUUUCUUUCUUCUUCAUCAUUAUCUACCUGGGCCCCAUGGUGCUUAUGAUGAUUGUCCUGUGUGUUCAGAUCAAGUGCUUCCAAGAAAUCAUCACCAUUGGUUACAGUGUUUACCAUUCGUACCAUCUGCCGUGGUUCAGGACAUUGAGUUGGUACUUCCUGCUGUGUGUCAAUUACUUCUUCUAUGGCGAGACGGUCACAGAUUACUUCUUCACACUGGUGCAAAGGGAAGAGCCGCUUCGCAUCCUCAGCAAAUACCAUCGCUUUAUCUCCUUUGCGCUCUACCUCACAGGUUUCUGCAUGUUUGUGCUGAGCUUGGUGAAGAAGCACUACCGCCUUCAAUUCUACAUGUUUGGCUGGACCCAUGUGACUCUGCUGAUUGUUGUGACGCAGUCUCACCUCAUUAUUCACAACUUGUUUGAAGGGAUGAUCUGGUUUAUUGUGCCAAUUUCCUGUGUGAUCUGUAAUGACAUUAUGGCCUACAUGUUUGGUUUCUUCUUCGGACGCACCCCUCUCAUUAAGCUGUCACCUAAGAAAACGUGGGAGGGAUUCAUCGGUGGAUUGUUCUCCACCAUCGUGUUUGGCAUCAUGCUCUCCUAUGUGAUGGCAGGCUACCGCUACUUUGUAUGCCCAGUAGAGUUCAACAAUGAUUCCAACAGUUUCCAGGUAGAAUGCGAGCCUUCCGAGCUUUUCCAGCUUCAGGAUUAUGCACUUCCCAGUGUCCUGGAGUCUGUAACUGGAUGGACCACAGUGCGCCUCUAUCCCUUCCAGAUCCACAGCAUCGCUCUGUCCUCUUUCGCAUCAAUCGUCGGGCCAUUUGGUGGCUUCUUUGCCAGUGGCUUCAAGAGAGCCUUUAAGAUAAAGGAUUUUGCCAACACCAUUCCGGGACACGGAGGAAUAAUGGAUCGAUUUGACUGCCAGUACCUCAUGGCCACCUUUGUGAAUGUAUACAUUGCUAGCUUCAUCAGGGGCCCCAAUCCUAGCAAGGUGAUCCAGCAGCUCCUCGCACUCCGGGCUGACCAGCAGCUCUACAUCUUUAACUCCCUUAAGGCUCACCUGACAGAGAAGGGCUUGCUGCCGGCACUGGAGGAGGCAGAUGCCUAGACCGGUCCUUAGCCAUGCUGGUGGUGAAAGGAGGCACCGGGAGAAACAAGAAAAGGCAGCCUCAGGUCAUUCCAUUACAUUUGGGUAUUUCAUUUGAGUCCUGUGUGUGUGUGUGUGUGUGUGUGUCCAGACUGAAUGUGAACCAUGUGUUAGACCAUUGUUCUCCCAUUCAAGUACUGUACAUGUUUCAUACAAGCCUUUCAAUCUAUUCCGGCCGUUUGGUGUUGGUAAAUUGUACAUUUCCACCUAUAUCUGCACACACGCAAACACACAGUAUUCUCUCUAUAUAUCGUUAAAUGUGUGUUUGCUAUUUUAUCGCGUAUCUUUCUUUUAAUGCACUGUCCUCCGCUCACUCACUGUAAUGUUACCCCCUUUUGAGUGGUUUUGUUGUGAUUUGAUAUUUAUACACUCUUUUUAAUAUCAUAUUUAGGUUUUGGUUGAAUGUUACUUGUCGCGUCUACUUCUGUGUUCGAGUUCAAUGUCAGUGCUUCUCUCACAUUCAAUUAUUUGUGGUGGCCCGCCACAAAUAAAUUUGGACAGCCCACAGAUAGAUUUGGCGUUACCUAUUUUAAUUUAUUAUUAUUAUUUUUUUUAGAUUUGGCACUACCUGUUUGGCCUCGCUUUAAGGUGUUAUAAGGCGCCUUAUAACACCACUAAGUCAAUAGCUUAAUGUUAUGUUGUGAAAUAAGGUUUAAAAACAUGAUAUAAUGCCGCACAUUUCUUGCGACACAAGCCAAAAAGCUCAGUUUUACCCUUCCACACACAAACACAGAGUCAGAGCUUUUGAAAAUCUCUUCUCUGUCCAAAGUUUUGUGUCAUGGGCAAUUAUUGAAAUUAGACAAUGAUAUCAUCCAGCCACUCCUCCCACAACCAAACACCACAUGUGCUGUAGAUCGCAGUUCUGUGAGAAACAUUGCAUCAUGUCAUUCGUUGUGUUUCAUGUAUUUAUGUUUGAGUGUGAGGGCACUAGCGACACUCGUAGAGUUACUGACGCAUUUUUUAUUAGCCAGAUUAACACAGGUUUUGUCUUUGCUGUGCUGGGAAUUUGAUCUGUGAAGUUAGAAACUGUCAACGUUUUUUUUCUUAAUGUUACGUCGGCUGUCCGGUCAAAUCACAAAGGAUGCAUUUAGAUGCUUUUAUCACUGCCAUCGUCUGCUUAUGUCUGCUGAUUUAACCACGACCACAGCUCCGCAGCUGACUAACUGAAGUGAUAAUACUGACGGUAUCUUACGGAUUUUUCUGCCAACUAUCAACCUCCUCUGCAUUAUGCAGCAGUCGAGGUUCAUUCCUGAUUCAACCAAAAGGUUUAGCCGAUAGAUUCUUGAGCACCUACUGCCAAAUGUGAUUCUUAUUGUUUUAAUAUUGGACAGCAUUUUUCAAGUCGUUAUUAAAUGUUUUUGGUGAAAUUAUAAGCUUAACGUAACAGAUAUCUUAUUAGAAAUACAACAUUUGUGAGAUUAUUUUAAUAUAUAACCAACAUUGCCAUAUUUUACAAAUGAUGACAAUAUUGAGGUUGUUUUCUCAGACAAAGGGGUUAUACUUGGUCAUGUUAUUUAGGGGCGGUGCAGUAAAUAGAUCCACAAUGAGUACUGCAAUGUUUACACUCUUCACAUAGAUUUUUGUUGUUUUUUACGACAACAUUCCAGAAUGAUUUUGUGAUGAAUUAGUGGCACUGCACAGUGGAAGGGUCCAUUCAGUCUCUAUGCGGAUGAAGGUGAAGCUUUGUUUGGUCCAUCACAAUAUCACCAUGGUGUUUGUGCAAGUUCACAUUGUACCACAAUAAAACACGAUUUGGAAGCGUGGACGUCCAUGUGCUGACACGCUGCUUGUAAAGGUGAAGUCAGGCUUUUAGCAAAAUUGGACAGGAUGUCAACAAGGCUACGAUGUCCUCCAAACAUAUUUUAGGACAUCGUUUCACGUAUUAAUUCACUUUGCAAAAGUGUUGGUUUUCUUUCUUGUAAUGAAACACUGAAACCAGGCAAUGUGUGUUGUUUUCCUUUUGAAUGUACAUCAGUUAGUUUCACGUUAUUCGUCCAUGUCUUAAGUGGGAGUUUAUCCAUAAAGUAUUUAUUUAAGCAAAUGUAUACCCCUCAAAGUUAUUAUACAUUUAAGAUUUUUAGAUAUAUUUUGAGUGUUCUUUAACAUUUCUGCCUAGAGCUACCGUAUAGUCAUUUAGGAAAGGACACUGCAAUAGCAGGAGAAACCUGCUGUCUUUCUUGCAGUUUGCUGUUUGUUGGCUGUUUUUCUGGGCUCUACAGUGCUCUUUGUCACAAUGUGGCCACUGGUGGGGGUUUUGUCUUGUUGCUAUUGUACAGAGCUCCCAUACAAAGGGUAUCCCCAAAAUCUGAACACUCCGGCAAAAAUGCAUGCAUACUAUACAAUUAUAAGUGUAUAUAUAUUAUAUAUAAAGAAUAUGUAUUUGUAUUAUAUAUAUAUAUAAUAUUACAUAUUACAAAUAAAAUUAUUCAUUCAUCCUUAAUUACAUUAAGGAUUGUAUAAUGUGUGUACAUUAUAUGGCCAGAUUUUAGGGACACCCUGCUGAUGAACAGAAAAACAGUCAGCUAUAUUUUAUGGUAAUUCCCCAAAUCACAGGACAUGGAGACAGACAGGCAAAUAUGCUUUACUGUGUCAGAGAUUUUAGUUUCCUCAGCCAGGACUUUUGCUGGAAUGUAUUAAAGUUGUGCAACAUUGAUGUAGCACGUUAUUGGCUCGCCUUUGUUUGCAUUUUAUUUUGUGGUUCAAGAGUCCUAUAAAUAAAAUGAGUUCUUAUAUUA